Sclerotinia sclerotiorum 1980 UF-70 is the source of this 3891-nucleotide messenger RNA. RefSeq lists its product as hypothetical. The record is from RefSeq and is a predicted model, not a curated record. Bases 1 to 3891 code for a protein of 1296 amino acids. NCBI's taxonomy places the organism in Eukaryota, Fungi, Ascomycota, Leotiomycetes, Helotiales, Sclerotiniaceae. The transcript is spliced from 8 exons.
AUGGAUUUAAUCCCUCGAGUAUUCUUUAUACAGCCUGAUCCGAGUCUCUAUCGUGGAUACAAAAUUUGCACAGCUCGACUUGAACGCCUGGACAAAAAUCCUCCUCCGUACUUUGCGAAUUCGAAAACUGCCCUCGGCAAUGAGACCUUUGAGGAUGUGACAACAGAGGCAGAAUGCAGGGAACUACACGAUUGGCUAUGGACGAAAUAUCAAUUACUGGAAAGAGUAAUAAGGGCGAGAAGGUUGCAUCAUAGUAGAUUCUUCAGUCAGAACAUGGACUAUGGACAUGCAAAAUUUUUGGAUCAGCUCAUGAACCAGAAAACAUAUGUUACCAAGGCUCUAGAACGACUCGAGAGAAGAACUGCUGAGAUCUUGUAUAGGAAUCAACAAUGGUUCAAAUGGGUACGAGAAUGCCAGGACGACGAGGAAGCAAACCGAGAAAAGGAGCAAAAGAAAGUAAAACAAGAAGCACAGUUAUGGCAAAGAAAUUGGAAGCAGGCCAAACCAAGAAUGGAGGAGAAAAUGAGAAGGGAAGAGAAGAAAAAGCAAGAUACUUUCCUGGAGAAAGUUUAUAAAGAGAAGAUGAAGGAGGUAGAGGAGAAUGAGGGCACGGAUGAUGACAUGGAGUGGGAUCCUAUUGAAGAUGAACUGGAGGAUGGAAGAGAAAACUUUAUCGAUCUCAUGCGACAUUUUUUAUGGAUGUCCUCAGAAGAAGAACUCACAACCGAAGAAUCAAAAAUGGAUAAACCGCCCUCAAAUGAAAUCGACAAGAAUGAUUUGAUCGAGAAUAAUGUAGAAUCUCAAGAACAAACCAUUGACACAAACAGUCUCGACGAACUUGUAUCUCAAAUUGAGUCUUCUACUAUCUCCAAAAAGUCGAAGAAGAAAAAGAAGAAGAAUGGACCAGCUACAACUACCCCUCCUUCUCAGACAACCAAGGCAAGUAAAUCUACUGCCAAACCACAAGAGCUCCCUGAUAAAUCUCUCAUCGAAACCCGAGAGCACAUACAUCAUAGGUUGGCUCAUGGAAUCAAAAUUGACCUUGAUGAUGUUCAUGGGGUAAUGGUGGCUGGUACGGUAGAGAAUCCUCACGUUCAAAAAACAACCCGAACAUUUACCGAAUUUGAAAUCCAACGACUGCUCGGAGAGAUAUCAGAGAUCAAACACUUACUGUUCUGUCGGUUACUGCUUGGGCACGCCGCAUUACUCCCAGCAGCUCUUCGCGCUGAUAGCAUUGAGGCAUUCUUUGCAGAUGAGGAAGUGACUGGUACGGCCCUGAGAGAUGUUUGUCUCAAAAUGGAGAGACCUAGCCUCCAAGAAAUCCGCGAUGCAUGCGCAGAUUUCUUUCGAUCCGGAGAAGAAGCAGAAGAAGCAGAAGAGCAAGAUGAACGAGAGGCUCUAAGCGAUGACGCUCAUGGUCACGAAGACGAUGAAGCCACCCUUGCUGACCCUUAUGACGUAAAGAUGAGGUUGACACGGAAAAAGCGCGGUGAUUUACCUGGAACAUGGCGUUCAAAGCGAGAAGUUUCCCGAGAAAAGGCGGCUGAGAGUAUGCUUGGGAUGAUCCCCGGGAUGGCUUCAUCUAUGAAAGACAUUAUGGGAGGUGAGGAAGGGGGUGCGAUUGAUUUUGGUAAUUCCGAUAGCAUUCGGAAAGUACGCAAGAAGAUCCGCGUAAAGAUCUGUGGUAGGACGAUUUGGAAUUAUCCCAGUGAUAAAGCAAUGAGUCGUGGAGGGUGGUUACAUUUCUCCAUCAUUGCGAAGGAUAGUAACCUCAAUACUGCAAUCGAGCUUUGUCGGAAUUGGGAGGAGUUUUUUGAGCUAAAUAUCUUGGCCUGCUGGGGUUACUUCCCUGCGUCAAAUUGGGCAUCAUGGGUUGGGAAUCGGCUGAAGCAACAAGCAUUGCAAUUGGGCUUCAUCAUGUACUACGAAAGUUCAGAUCCGGAUGCCAAGGAGCUCAGUGUCAGCUUUUCACAAGGAGGUCGUAGCAAACAAACCCGACGUCAACAUGCUAUAUUCCAGGCAAGAAACGUGAUUUGUGCCCAUAUCAAACGAGAUGAUCAAGCGAGUCGCCGAUUCAUUCAAUAUCUAUCCAUGCAAACUCAUCGUCUAGUUUUACUUGUUAGAGAUGCUGAGAGUGGUAAGUUGUUAGUAAAACCUCCAGAAGAAGAGCGAUGGUUAUGGCGAGAAAAAAGUGGUCUUGGACGAGCUGUUAAAAAUGUCUGGAACGUUCUGAAAAGGAUCGGACCUGAAUUUUUCGAGGAAAUGGAUCGUCAUCGAGAGUGGAACUUUUCCUUCAAAGAUUAUUAUGAUAUUUAUGUUUGGGAUCUUGAACCUGGGGAAAGUUUGGCUGGACUGUAUAAUACUGUUCAGCAAAUGCAUAUCAAAGCACUUCGAUGCGGCAAGGGUAAAGACUUAUACAAACCAGCGGCCCCUAUAUUGAAGACGCUGUAUCGUGAUGAAGACAGCCAUUACAGAGAUGUUAGACCGGGAGAUCAAGAACAGUUCAUAAACCAAUGGGAUUAUCUUCAAGAUGGGAGAUCAAAAUUCUUUUAUGGCGACAUCGAUAAACCGAAUCAGCCACCGACUGAACUAACUGACUCAUGGCCGAGCAAUCUCUUUUAUAACGAGGCAGAUGCUCUGGAAGAUGAGGUAUUAUUCCCCGAGGAGCGAGCUCAGGAGGCACCUAAUGCCCAGGUAUCUGUUGGUAAAAAGGAUUCAUUGAGAGCAUUUGAGGAAGAAGACUUUUCCAUCAAAAGAUUCGUCGAAGGAACCUGGAAUUGGGAAUCAGAAGAUUCCGAAGAUGAUUCUCAUGGAAGUCCGAACGAUGAUGAAUUUGAAGAUGUGGAUGACGAUGAUGAUGAUAAUGUUGACCCCUUUCCGAAAGAUUUUCCCAAGAAACUUUGGCCGGUUGUACACAGACUUGCAGUCGAGAAGACUCACAAAGAUGAAUUUCCUAAUGAGGAUUUGGAGGGAGAGUUUAUGAAGUUCAUUGAGAAGACAACCUCGAGAAAGAAGGCGCUGGCUAAAAUAUACCCAUUUUUUAACCCAGAAUUCCUGAACUCCGAAGAGGGAAAGGCAUUCAAAAAUUCUUUGAUGUUCGACCAGGAGAAGCGAGCCAAGAGUUAUCCAGAUAUUAGAACAGACACAUCUACAAUCCAUCAGCCUAAAGAACUUUACGCCGAUCUCGAAAAGUAUCGGAGGCAAAUGAAGUUCACGGAUGAUUACGCAUCAUUCCCCCUUGAAUGGGAUAUGACAAUUCGACCUAUCAUUGCAAAACUUUAUAAGUCUGGUAUCAUUCGAAGUCAUGCAUCGACAGAAGCCAGUUGUCAGGCAUUUCAGGGUACAGAACCCAUUCGCCCUUCCAAACCCGACCUUUUCGUCGCUUGGCGUAUGCUUAUUCCUGACCUCGAAAUGCCAGGCUGGAUGGAAGAUCCCUCUAAAGUCCCACCCCUCUUAAGUACUGCCAAGAAGUUCUCAACUUCUCACCCCAAUGCCAAAUUCGCUCUACUUCGCUUAUGGAGUGCCCCAUAUUUCUAUCCCCUAACGGUUGGUCACGAUAAACGUGACGGAUUUACCUUCUAUGAUUUAAUAGGGCGCAUGUUCACUUGGUUAUUUGUUCCAAAAGAUCUGCCGAAUUCAGAGUUUAGCAUGCAUGUGACGUGUAAGAAACGGAUAGAACCUUUUCAGAAACAAUUCGGGAAUAAAGUGGUGCCGAAGAGAGAUAAAUAUUUGGUUAUGGCGACUGAUGAGAAAGAGCUGGCAAAGAUUGUAGCGGGUGUUACUUUUGCGGUUCAGAUGAGACCGUGGAGACAGGAGGUGGAUUUGUGGAGGAGUUUUGUUAAUGUUGAUUUGAAGUUUUUGGAAGGCUUGGAUGAGAGAUGGUGGGAGUGA